AUGGCAUUAUCAAAUGAUGAAAAACAAAUUAUUAAUGAAACAAAACCUGUUUCAUUAGAUAAUCUUUCACCAAUAGUUCGUCAAAUUCUUUCUAAAGAUCCAUCAUAUGUUGUUCGUUUUGUUGCAAGCCGUGCUGAAAAUCUAUUUUCACAAAUAUCAAAAGAUGAUCUUAUAUUAUCAAUAAAUGAAGAUGAAAAUGAUUUACCUCGUCUUCCAAUUGUGAGUUUUCCAUCGACAGUGAAUCUUAUUUGUCUGAUUCCUCGAACUGAAUAUGGACUGGAAGAACUUAUUUUCAAAGUAUUUCGUUACUGGUCACAGCAUGAUGGUGUUUAUCUACUUGCUAGUACAAAUACUGAAAAAACUAGUUUAUUUAAUAGUCUUAUUGAUUCUGAUCUUUGUCAUAUUGAUGCACUUGGUUAUAUUCAAUGUGUAACUGAAUUAAAUCUUCCUGGAGUUAUUUUACCUGAACAAAUGAUUAAUGAAUGUCGUAAUAUUGGACAAACGAUAUUAAUUGGUGACAUUGCAAGAAUUGAUAUUAAACAUAUUUCUAAUGAUGUUCUAGUGAGUCUUUCUUUCAUGACAACAUCUCAUUUACCAAUUAAUGUGAUAGAAACAAAAGAUGAUGAGAAAUUUUAUGAAAAAACUCUGGAAAAAGAUCAACUUGAAGUGAAUAAUUCACCUCAACUUUGUGGACCAACUAUUGAAAUUCUUGGAAUUAGAAAAGAAGAAGAAGAUGUAAGAAAUAUUGUCUUAUUAUCAGCUAGUUGA
Molecule: messenger RNA, 768 nt
Organism: Rotaria sordida
Lineage: Eukaryota; Metazoa; Rotifera; Eurotatoria; Philodinida; Philodinidae
Source: the annotation of a GenBank genome assembly